AGAACGAUAAAAGAAUUACUUAUAAUGGGAAAGGAUAGCAGCGACGAUGGCGUGGAUUGGGACAAGUCCAUCAAAUCCAUACUGGAGGGAUCAGAGUCRGACGAUGCGAAAAAAGUGAAAAAGCUCCGAAAAAUGGUCCUUCUGUCCCUCCAAAUGGACGAGAGCGACAAGACAGCGAAAAAGCAAUUCAAAAAGGCAAUUCAAGGAAUGGAAGARCAGGGAAAGAUCAAGCUCGAUGCGGAUGGUACGAUUAGUCUUGUAUUGGAGAAAAAGAGCAAGAAGAAGAAGCGAAAGGCAUCUUCGUCAAAUGACGACGAACGCGAGGAAAAGAAAAAGAAGAAGAAGAAAGACAAGAAGCGACGAAAGACGGGCGAGGAUACAUCCGACGUCGACGAUGACGGUGGAGACGACAACAACCAAGAAGGAAACGACGACGAAGAAACCGCCCCGGUGUCGUUGGCCGACAAGAACAAACCUUGCAAGGGCAAUGCCCAAGGUGUGACCCGUCUCUUCAUUGGGAACCUACCAUUUUCAGUAGAUGAAUCCUCACUGAAUGCGUUUCUACCGGGGGAGGUCACUCACAUCAAAUGGAUCACGGACAAAGAAACCGGAAAGUUUUACGGAUCCGCCUUCAUUGAAAUGGACAAUUCGAUUUCUGCCUCUGAUGCGGUGGCCAUGACCGGUUCCAAAUUGAUUGGACGACCCAUAAAAAUCAAUUUUGCCCCUGCGAGAGAGGGCGACGUUUGGCCGCCACCAAAGAAAGAAAUAAGUGGUGGAGGCAGCAGCAACACCACGGGCGGCCAAGCCGGUGGAACCGGUGUGAAGGCGAUGAGCGCCAAGCCCGACAACUGCAUGAAGUUGUUUAUCGGAAAUCUAUCGUACGACAUYGACGACGAGGGAAUCAUCAAGUUUUUUGGAAAUGUUGAUGCCGAGGUGAAGGCGGUGCGCUGGCUGCACCACAAAGAUUCUGGAGACUUCAAGGGUGUUGGAUUUGUUGAAUUUUGGAAUACAGAGGCUUGUGAGAGGGGAGCCACGCUGAAUGGAAAGAAUCUUUUGGGACGACCCAUUCGAAUUGAUUGGACCGACUARCAAAUAGAAACCGUAAUACCAAUAUGAAAAGCACUACUAGUUUUUGCCAUUUUGGUUUUCUUCACAGAUGUGCACGUCUUGAGAUCAGAUGCUGAGGCUUCCAGCAUUUUUAUCAAGCACGGUGGAGAAAAACUACUGCUGUAGUUUWAAAAAGAGCUGUGGAUCAACAAUUAGAAGAAGAUAAUCUCACCACAUUUUGCUGGGGACCAUCUUGGAUCCAUUUGAUGCUUCUUGUCAUCUAUUUUGAGUUGCAACAUGUCCUGUGAGUGUUUGCGGUGUUAUCAUAUUUCUAGAUAGUAGUUUGGAAAACAAUUAAUAGGGUUAGUGUUACUGUAAGUGUGGUAUCCCAUAACGUUACACGUACGAACCUGUACGGUAGGUGCCCGUUCCUGUAAAUCACACGAACUUCUUUUGAGAUUAAAUUUCUGACUGAACAGUCUCUCCAAGGUUUCCUCUUAAAAACAAAUAGAUCGUUGAAAGAUACGAGUUUACAAGUACGAGGUAUGGUACGGUACACUAACGUAGAUGUCGACAGAGAAGGUACGUACCGGUACAAUUCUAUGCUGCUUACUGAUCACUCUUGACUGAUGUGUUCUCAGAAUCACAGGCUCAAGAUGGUUUUCGAUUCACAAAUCGUUUGUUGCCCUCCUUUUAUCAUCGACUGACUCUGACAAGUAAUCUGUCAACUACACUGCCUACCCCACUUUAUUCUAUUCACUAGCCCUCCGACGAGUCUGCAUUUUUGAAAGUCCAAAAGAGAUAAUACAACGUGCACACAUCGAUACACGAUACACGACAACAGACACGAUGAUUGCCUUUGGUGCCGCGCUCAGCCUUUUCUUGUUGCAAAAUCAAGCGACGGGAUUCGUAGUCCCAUCCGCGUCGAGUUCGAUAGGGAGAAACCAGUGUUUUGAAGCUGCAUCUGCAACAUUCACAAGUCACAAAAAAUGCGGAUCAUUUCGCCAUGAAUCUUUGACCCGUCGGUUUGCUGCGUUGGAUGACGACGACGAAGACGACGGAUUCGACGAAUCAGGGCCUCUGGCGAAGGGCAUCGAUUCCGUCUCGUGGCUUCCCUCAGUAUCCGGUGCAAAGGGAGAUAAUAUGCCAAUUACCUCUACCACAGAAGUACGUGACAUGUCGUGACAAAAGUAAACCCUGAGUGACACGACAAAGGGCAGGAAUGUUAAACAUUGCAUUUUCAUCGCACGCGUUUUCGAAUGUAUUUCCUUUCUGUGAUUUCCAACCAURCAACUCCGCCUUUUUUUGUCAACAGGGUUCAGAAAUAAUUCCCGUUUUCCCAC
Messenger RNA from Pseudo-nitzschia multistriata, 2390 nucleotides. NCBI's taxonomy places the organism in Eukaryota, Bacillariophyta, Bacillariophyceae, Bacillariales, Bacillariaceae. The record is from the annotation of a GenBank genome assembly.